GGGCUGAAAAAUCGCCGCUGCACAUUCUUCAGCUUUAAAUCGUGUGUUGUGGUGUUUUGUAUGUUGUGGUUCAUGUCAACAACAACAGAAACUUCAUGAUGUUUAUAUUGAAAGCUUGUGUACUUGCUCAAUAAUGUUGUCUUAUAGCGUGUGCCAAGAUAGGGACCAAACUCUUUUGAUAUUCCCACAGCAUUUUGACUGUUCUAUAGUUUAGACAGGUCUGUUUAAAAAUGGCGACAUUAAAGGGAUUAUUUGAGCCAAAACCCCGUUGUCAAAGGAAUUUCCUUUUAGAGAACAAGAGAGAUGUUAAGGCCAAAUCAACUUCCAAUAGAGAGAGAAACAAUAUUUCUACUAAUUAUGUUCCACAGAAUUUAAGAGCUUCCAUACGUCCAUUACCUGCACGAUCAGCUUCUUUUGAAAGGCCUAAACUUUCUGGUUGUCAGAAAAACAACCCGAAGCCUCUUCAUCGUUCUAAGCCGGAUUUAAAUACAAAACUAUCUGACAAUCUGUCUCUUGAAUUAAUGGAACGUCAUCUGUCCAGGGACAUUAAAACUGGUCAAGCAGCUCAUUACAUUCACCAAGAAAAUGUGCCUUUUCAAUGGACAGAAGUUUGCCCAUCUUUGAUUUCACAUAACAUAUGUCAUCAAAGUGUACAAACAGAAGAAAAUAGUUGUGGAAAUCUUUCAAAACGGUUAGAACAUUUUUCCCAUGAUGGCAUAUCCACAGCUGAAUGUGACAGUGAAAACAACCAUCCGUCCAAUAUAUCAAAUGCCUCUGGAGGUAACUCGCAAACAACUUCCAAUACUGAUAAAAACAGGUGCCCUAAGGCCACAUUUGUCAAAACAGAGUCAGAUAACAACAAUCAUCAAGAAGGGCCAGAAGUUGACUCCAAAACCUUCUCUUUAGUAGAGGAUAUUAAAGACAUAAAUAAAAAAAAAAUAUCCAAGAAACUAGCUUCUAAAGAGGAUGCAAUCAGUGUAGCUCAUUCCGACAAAGUUCGUCUCAACCAUAGUCUGAACCAUUCUACUAGUGGAAUAGCAUCUUGUGUGGUAUCUGAUCUUGAAAGUGCUACAGCUACAACUUCAAGAAAAUUGACCAGUGUGACAAAAACUUCUUCUCAUGCUCAAUACCCUUCUUCUUACCAGAAGGGAGAAAUCCCUAAGUACCUGUGUAAAAGAAAGACUGAACAGGCUUUAGCAUCAGCUCGUGCCAAAGAAAUUGAUCCAAGUUGUCCACCAGGUCAUGUAGCUAUGCCCGAUGCUGAACGGAGAGAAACACUGGAUAUGAUUUUAAAAAAUUAUAAUAAACUUAUAACCGAAUUAAAUAAAAUACCUGUUCGGACUGAUACCCUUAAAAUGAAGCAAAGGAAGAUAGAAAUUGAAAAACAGCUUGAUAAAUUAGAAGAAGGGAUUAGAAUAUUUUCCAGGUCAAAAGUCUAUGUGAAAGUUGAUGCAUGAACUACUUUGUGUUAUUGAUUAGAAACUAAAGACUGAUAGAUAAAUUUAUCCUUACAUUAACAAAUUUUAAUAAGAAUUUUAUGUAUAAGUAAAAAGUCUAUAGUAAUAGUUAUCAGAAGAUUUCCUUUAAGUUUUGGUAGAAGCUGUCGGUUUGUGUUUCUGGGUUGAAGUGGCAAAUGAGUAUGUAUUUCUGGUUUCACUUUUCCAUAUUACUUUUAAAAAAUGUUGUAUAUUUAAGGACUGUAACUCUUAUGUUUCUUCACUAUGGAGGGCCUUCACUGUUACAGGUUCUGUAUUGAGCACUAAUUAUAUAGGAGUCAUAGAAA
Molecule: messenger RNA, 1783 nt
Organism: Frankliniella occidentalis (western flower thrips)
Lineage: Eukaryota; Metazoa; Arthropoda; Insecta; Thysanoptera; Thripidae
Exons: 10
Coding region: 231-1457 (408 amino acids)
Cellular component (GO): cytoplasmic microtubule
Source: RefSeq, a predicted model, not a curated record